Aricia agestis (brown argus) is the source of this 2696-nucleotide messenger RNA. Its product is annotated as arginine/serine-rich protein PNISR-like. Gene Ontology annotation, biological process: translation. The transcript has 16 exons. Gene Ontology annotation, cellular component: ribosome; presynaptic active zone; nuclear speck. Gene Ontology annotation, molecular function: structural constituent of ribosome; RNA binding. The coding region runs from base 130 to 2649 and encodes 839 amino acids. NCBI's taxonomy places the organism in Eukaryota, Metazoa, Arthropoda, Insecta, Lepidoptera, Lycaenidae. The record is from RefSeq and is a predicted model, not a curated record.
UGAAGAUAUUUUGAAGAAUCAAGGCAAAUUAAUUUCCAUAACUGCUAAGUGCCAACGUAAAAUAGUGAAUCACAUGUGAUAUCAAAAAGUGCUUUGUCAAGUCGAAUCAAUGUAUACUGUACGGACACGAUGAAUAUGUUUUCUGGCAAAGAUGCCGCAAAUGCGGCAUAUCCCACGCAGUGGGCUUUGAAUCCUUCUGCUUAUCAAAACGUAGAUACAAAUUCUGUGGACUGGGCAGCUUUAGCGCAACAAUGGAUCGCUAUGAAGGAGGCGGCAGCCAUCGUCGGCGCGUCUCAGACGAAAGGCGAGGUGGAGGAGGGCGAAGCGCCCAUGGAGGUUGAGAACCCUGACACCAACAACGAUGUGCCAGUCGCUCCUACAGCAGACUGGAACUCUACCAACAACUGGGGAGGUGUAUGGAAUCAAUGGGGAUGGGGUUGGCCAGGUGCACAGCCAAUGGAUCCAAAAAUUGCAGCGGAUCCCUCCAUGGCGGUCCCACCCAUGAUAGAUGGAUUCCCAGCCGGUGAUAAUGCAGCUGCAAUGCCUGGGUACACAACCGGAAGUGCUCAGCAGCAACCUACAUUCCAACACGGCUACUGGACAGCACCACAAGGGGAAACGGCAACAAACAACAGAAGUACCAACCGCAGCAUUGACAGAAGAUCCAAAAGCAAAAACAGAGAUUCGAAAUCUUCUAGGCCAAGAAAUAAUAGAGAGAAACCACCACAAAUGAUCCCACCGGUAAUUGAGCCUAUAGUGAUGCCCACACCCGUAGUACCUCCCACCAUUGAUGCUGCUAAACGGAGACAGCUUCCAGCGUGGAUAAGAGAAGGCUUAGAAAAAAUGGAAAGAGAGAAACAGAGAGCCAUAGAACGGGAACAAGAAAAGAAAGCGAGAGAAGAAGCAGAACUGGAAAAGAAGAGAUUAGAAGAAGAAGAAUUAGAGAGAAUCAAACAAGCAGCAGCUUCAGGAGUACCAAUUAUCCCUGUGAAGAGUAAAUUUGAGACGGAUUCUGAAGGCGAGGAAUCGGGUAAGGAAGAUGUGAAAGAGGCAGUGCGUGACACCAUGGAACCAGAGAAGCCCGCACCGGAGCCCGAACACCCCACACUCGUCAAGAAGAGCAAGGAGGAGAUUAUGCAGGAAGUGAUGCUAGCGGUAAGGAGGUCACUGACAGAGAUACUUCUGGAAGUGACCGACCAGGAGAUACAUAUGGUGAGCCAGGAAGAGUUGGCCCGGUAUACCGCCGCACAAGCAUCGCGCCUCAACGCUAUGAAGGCGAGCAAGUCGAAGGCACUGGCUGCCAUCACCAGUGGGCUCGGACUUGGCGCGUACGAGAGCAGCGACAGCGAGGAGGAACCGGACCUCGACGAUCAACAGCUGCAGGAGAUCAUACGUCGGAAGAAAGCGGAGUUCGAGCGGACGUCGCGCGAGAUCGAGGCGGACGUGCGACGCGCCGAGCUCGAGGCCACGCCCCCUCACACGCCGGAGCGGCCGCGGACAAGAUCAUCGGUCACUCCACCACCGGUCGAUAGCGAGACUCCUGAAAAAAAACCGGAGCGUCGGAACUCCAAGGACAAGCGAUCGCACAAACCGACGGACAAAGUCGACGGCAGACAUCUCGAGACCAUUCCAGAGGAGAAACAUAAGAAGACAAAACACUCGGAGCGCGAAACCAGCACCCCGAGUCCACAGAGAACGGAAAAAAACAACAAGCAGAGCUCCACUAGCUCUUCCGACUCGGAGGAGGAUUCCCCCUCAAGCACCUCCUCAGAGAGCGAAGCGGAAAAAGUAGAGAUCGUCCGACCUAGCAAACGCAAACGUAGGAGCUCAAGCUCCACCGAGUCGCGAAAAAAAAAGAAACAGAAGAAGGACAAGAGAUCCAGCGACAAAUACAAGAAACACCACGACGACAAAUCCGACAAAUCCAAAUCUAGGAAACGCGAUGACAAACACAAGUCUAGAAGUAGGGACGUGAGGCAUAGGGAUAGACACGAUUCGGACGACGAUAGGCCGAAGAAGCGUUCGAAACGCUCGCGUUCCGUCAGCUACGAGUCGAGGUCGGGCAGGCGGAGGACACGGGACAGAUCCGAAGAUAGAUCGCAUAGGCGGGACAAACACGAUAGGGAAAGCUCGAAACGGGACAGGUCUUACGAUAGGUCUAGAGACUACGACAGAUACGAUAGGUAUGAGAGGUCUAGGGACCGGGAGAGGCGGCGGUCACGCAGCGGCAGCCAUCGGCACCGACGGAUUUUUGUCAUGCAAUUACACAUAAGAGGACAGUCAACUCACAUUCUUGAUGUCAAUGGAGAGGAAUCCAUUGGCCAGAUCAAGGACCGCAUUCGUGCCCUCUCAGACAUCGGCUCAGAGGAAUUAGUGCUGUCAGCGUGCGGUGCCCCUCUUGAAGAUGCUGUUUUGGUGUCGGAACUGCAGUCCACAGACCUAGACCUCACAGUGCCACUUCUUGGUGGUAAAGUGCACGGUUCUCUGGCUCGUGCCGGUAAGGUCAAGGGACAAACCCCAAAGGUAGAAAAGCAACAAAAGAAGAAGAAGAAGACUGGCCGUGCUAAGAGGAGGAUCCAGUACAACAGGAGAUUCGUUAAUGUUGUGCAGACCUUCGGCCGUCGUCGUGGACCCAACUCCAACUCGUAAACUUAUGUAAUUUUAAAUAAAAUGCAGAUUUAACAUCUAUUUGCAAA